AUGGCGGUAAAUACUGAACUGUUUAUAAGUGCGAUUCAAUCUAAACCACCUAUAUGGCAAAGCAAACAUCCACACCACAAUAAUCGCAUAAUAACAAGAAAGUUAUGGAGUGAAAUAAAAGAACAAUUUCCUGAAAGUGAAGGUACAUCAACCUGCAGCAGUCACACAAACGCGUUAAAGCGCAACAAAAUGGCAUCAGAUUAUAGAGAUGAACUUAUAGAAUGCGAAAGAAAAAAAAUUUUGCUAAUUGAACAGAAAAUGGCGUCAAUUAGUGACCAGUCGGAGAAAUGUGAUGAUUAUCAUUUUUUUAUGAGUCUCCUACCACAAAUGAAAAAGUUUGGUAAAUUACAAAAGUUACGCAUUCGAAAUAAAAUUACCCAAAUCAUAAUAGAUGAGGCAGAAAGAAUGCAGUUUUCUCAACCGAGAUACGAAGAAAAUUAUGGAGGAUAUAUUACUGGCAACUACCCUAAUUAUUAA
This is a messenger RNA of Pieris macdunnoughi, 477 nucleotides long. The record is from the annotation of a GenBank genome assembly. Lineage: Eukaryota; Metazoa; Arthropoda; Insecta; Lepidoptera; Pieridae.